This is a messenger RNA of Selaginella moellendorffii, 1480 nucleotides long. Its product is annotated as RHOMBOID-like protein 9, chloroplastic. The record is from RefSeq and is a predicted model, not a curated record. The coding region runs from base 73 to 1452 and encodes 459 amino acids. Gene Ontology annotation, cellular component: membrane. Lineage: Eukaryota; Viridiplantae; Streptophyta; Lycopodiopsida; Selaginellales; Selaginellaceae. The transcript is spliced from 4 exons. Gene Ontology annotation, molecular function: serine-type endopeptidase activity.
GGCUCUAGCGAGCUCUGGCUAUGGCGAUGGCGGAGAGGAGGCGGAUUUCGAUCGAUUGGUGAGUCUUGCGCGAUGGAGUUCUGCUCGGAGCUCAUGUCUGUGGCGGCGAUCCAGCAAGGGUUUUCGGUGUCGCACAGAUCGCGGCUGCUGAGUAGCAUCGGGCACAGGGGAUCGGCGCUGAGGCCGCAGCGCUGCUGCCGGCGCUUGAAAUGCGAGGGCUCGGGCAGCGCCAGCUCGUCGUCGGCGGGCGAGAGCGAUGAUGAUGAGAAGAAGGGGGAGAGUUCGUCGGCUGUUAAGAGUGCAUUGAAGACCCUGGAUUCAUACUUCGACAUGCUUGAGACGAAGAAGAAGAAAUCGAGCACGGCUUCCCGGGAGGAGGAGGAGGAGCCUUUAAGUUCUUUACGAGAAGCAGCGGCGAUUUCCGUGGAGUCUGGCGGAUUGCAGAAGCAAGAGCACGAUCCAGCGAAAGAAAUUCACAGCCACGCUAGUGGUACUGAUAAGUUGAAGUCACUACAGGACGAGUACGCUUUGAAGGAGGAGCUGCUCCUGACAGUACUCAAGGAGUUUGAGCAAGCCGAAUCCAAAGAGAAGGAGGAGGCAUCGGCAGCCGCAGCAGUGAAAGAAGAUCGUGGGAGUGAGUUUGAGUUGGAUCCCAACAAUGAAGAAACUCCUCUGGUCGUGCUGAAUACCACCAGUGAUGAGACCAGCAAAGAAGUGCCUUUGCUCCUCAUGCGACGGGGAUCCAUUGUGGUGUCGACCAUUGUGGGGAUAAACAUUGGUGUCUACAUUUUCGGCCUUGCGACGACCCAGCAAACAGAAAACGGCAUGGAUCUGGCAUUCUUGCAAGGAGCAAAAGUGAACGAUCUCAUUGUCGCCGGAGAAUGGUGGAGGCUGAUAACUCCAACUUUCCUGCACUCGGGCCUGUUGCACCUCUUCCUCAGCUGCUGGGCGACGAUAUCCUUUGGCCCACUCGUGGAGAGCCUCUACGGCUCCAUAGGACUCGUCCUGAUUUACCUCCUGGGCGGUGCCAUGGGCAACGUGGCGAGCUUUCUCCAGACGUCGCAGCCAACAGUGGGAGGAACCGGCGCGGUGUUUGCCAUGAUCUGCAGCUGGAUCAUCUUCCUCGUCAAGAACAAGGAGGCCGUGCGAACGUUUGACACCGGCGAGCUCUUGCAAAAGGUCCUGGUGCUUAGCGGGCUGACCGUGCUGGUGGGGAACGAGCUCCCGGUGGAUGCCUGGACUCACGUCGGUGGCGCGCUGGUGGGCAUCUUGUUUGGAGCAGUGGCAUCGCCCUGGUACCAGAUCACGAGCGCCUCUCAGCUGGACAGCAGCAAGACCGAUCUCACGCUCGAGAGGCUGGCGCUUGUGUUUGUUCUGUGCUCUGGGGCUUUGUUAUGCCUCUACUACCUGGGAGUGGAAGAUAACAGCGAUCAAGUGUCUAGCUUUCUAUAAUCAAAUACCUUUAUUCUUCCACAAUUCU